Molecule: messenger RNA, 1047 nt
Organism: Nicotiana tabacum (common tobacco)
Lineage: Eukaryota; Viridiplantae; Streptophyta; Magnoliopsida; Solanales; Solanaceae
Product: mitogen-activated protein kinase kinase kinase 20-like
Biological process (GO): protein phosphorylation; signal transduction
Molecular function (GO): protein kinase activity; ATP binding
Source: RefSeq, a predicted model, not a curated record
AUGUUUUGGAAAAAGCUGAAGGUAUUGGGUGCGGGUUCUUACGGAACGGUGUCUCUUGCAGCACCAAUGGAUGGUUCGUCUACUUUUACAGCAGUGAAAUCCGCAGAAGCGAAGGAUUCGUCUUCGCUUUCAAUGGAAGGAGGAAUAUUGGAUGCGCUGAAAGGGUCUCCAUACGUAGUUCAGUGCUUCGGAGAAGAUGUAAGCGUCGAAAACGGUAAACCCACUUAUAACCUCUUGCUUGAAUAUGCUGCCGUUGGCACUUUGCAUGAUUUAGUUGAUAUCUACUCUAAGUCUAAGACGAUGCUCGAAGAAUCAGAAGUCGCAUACUAUUCUUUUCAGCUUUUAACAGGGAUUUCUCAUGUUCAUCGCAAAGGGUUUAUUCACUGCGAUCUAAAGCCGAGUAAUAUACUUGUUUUUCCUACUAUCGAUCACGAAUAUGAUAGUAUUGUGGAUGUGCGCCUCAAGUUGGCCGAUUUUGGACUGUCUUUGAGAGCGGUAGAAAACGAAACACAUACAUAUUGGGAUAGAGGCUCAAAGAAGUGUCGUCAUAAUAGAGGGACUCUUCUUUAUGCUUCCCCAGAAUCUAUAGCUUGUGGGAUUCAUGGUAAAGCCGUUGAUAUUUGGGCACUUGGUUGCAUAGUUGUAGAGAUGAUCACAGGGAGGCGGUUAUGGUCGUGUUGUGAAGGUAUUGAUGAUUUGGACUUCAAGAUUACACAUGAACAACCUGUGAUUCCGAGUAACGUUUCUAAUAUAUGCAAGGACUUUCUGGCCAAGUGUUUUGAAAAGGAUUAUAAUUGGAGAUGGACUGCGGAUAUGCUACUCACUCAUCCGUUCAUCAAGAGUGCUACGUCGUCGAGUAAAUAUCAUCCAAAAGAUCAUGGGCUGAUGAUAAGUAAUAGGGUUAUUAUUAACCCUUUUAGUCAAUAUCGCAGAAGUUGGGUUUCUAAGCAGCACUUGUUUUCAACGUGCUUUCAAGUGCCUUCAAAUGAUAACUUUGGUAUUUUUCCAGCAGAGAAUGCACAAUCUAGUAAGCUAGCAUGCAACUGA